This is a messenger RNA of Mycotypha africana, 3574 nucleotides long. RefSeq names its product RNAPII transcription regulator C-terminal-domain-containing protein. Gene Ontology annotation, biological process: iron-sulfur cluster assembly. NCBI's taxonomy places the organism in Eukaryota, Fungi, Mucoromycota, Mucoromycetes, Mucorales, Mycotyphaceae. Gene Ontology annotation, cellular component: cytosolic [4Fe-4S] assembly targeting complex. The transcript has 19 exons. The record is from RefSeq and is a predicted model, not a curated record. Bases 122 to 3214 code for a protein of 1030 amino acids.
GGUACUUUGGUUAUCAGAUUUUUUUAAGGUUUUUUGUCUUUAAUUUUUUCUUCUGUCUUCCUCUUUUAUACCACAAUAUACUCUUUGGAUCAUUUCAUAAAGAUACGAUACGGAAUAAUUUAUGGAUAUAUCGCAAUUAUUAACCGACUGGUUUUCUUCUGAAAAAUCAGGAGUCGAACCUUCAUUUCUGGCUUAUGUCUUGUUAUAUCUAAACAAAACAUCAACAGGAAUCAAUGAUAUGCUGCACCUCUUGGCCAAUUUUUGGGAAAAAGGAGACGCUAUGAGUAGAACAAAAUGUAUUGAACUUUUAGCGCAAUGUCUAGGUCCAAGCCAGGCGACUCUUAAUGCUUCGACGAAUAGCGCCAUUAUCCAGUUUGUCGGCGAACGUCUCAAUGAUCCAACACUUAUUCCUCGAUUUAUCGAUAUUUUGUCCAUAAUAAUGCAUUCAGACAGCAUCACUGGGUCCGUUGCUAUACAAAUAUGUAAUUUGUUAUUUACUAUCAAAGUGAAGAAAUUGCCACAACAGAGUAGAUACAAAAUUUUGAUCAUUCUUGCUAAAGUUUUGGAAGAUUAUGCGAGGGAAACACAACGCGCAAAAAUCAGUUUUAUUAGUGGUUUCAUCAAUUGCAUGGACGGGGAGAAGGACCCUCGCAAUUUAAUGGUUGCAUUCGAAUUAGUACGGGCUAUCAUUGAUCGAUUCGAUAUCUCACGUCACAUUGAAGACUUGUUCGACGUUGUCUUUUGUUAUUUCCCUAUAAGCUUUCAGCCGCAUCCCAGCAGCAACAAUAAUCGACACUCGAACCCGUUUGGCGUAUCAACAGAAGAUCUCAAAGAUAGCCUACGACGAUGUUUAGCAGCGACACCCUAUUUUGCGUAUUACGCUACCCCUUUGCUCAUUGAGAAGCUAUUAACGACAGAAGGGAGUGCAAAGAAAGAUGCAAUGGAAACCAUCAGCUUAUGUGCUCCUGCAUACGGCGCACAUGCUAUUUUGCCCCACGCGCUGAAUCUAUUUGACGCUUUAAUGAAAGAAGUGUACGGAGAAGUAGAUCCUGCCAUGGUGAACGCAGCACUUGAGACCAUACAUAAUGUGGUGGCAACGUUGGGUACGGGUAUCACGAUCGCCAAUAUUCGGGAUCCAGUUGAAAAAGCCAUUGAUACCCUACUGACAAAAUGCGUCGAAGAACUAAAAGAACCAGAGUCGAAGAAAGCGAGGUCAGCGGCCUAUAUACUGAGAUCAGCAGCCUCAGCCUCUGAUCCGGCAUGCACUUCGGUGACACAUGUAGCUUUGCCAAUCAUUUUACAGCAGUACGAUGUGCAUUCGUCCGUUCUUCGACGUAAAUCAGUAUUGGAUAUUAUGACAGAACUGUUGAUAGGAAGUAAAAAGUUAUAUGGUUCAGUGGAAGAUGUUGGAUAUGAUCGUGAUUUUCAAACGCCUUUUCUUAUGUACAAACAGCAAAUCUUACAGAUGUAUUUAUUGUCUCUCACGGAUACGAACUCAACUGACGUCGCUUUACGUCAGGCAAGUCUCAAAGGCAUACACGAAAUGGUUUUGAUGAAGCAAUUUCUGAAAGGAGAAGAGGUUCAUGUGGUUAUUGAUCUCCUUACACAGCAACUUACGGGUGAAGACGAGAAACUUAGACAGCUUGCAUUAUCUACCUUCGGCAUCAUUGCCAAAUUAUACCCUGAAGAUCUCAGUCAGCGUACUUUCCCUAUUUUGUUAGAACAGUUAAAAGCAGAACAUAAUUAUAAUACGACAGAUACAUAUCAAUUUGCUUUGAAUGCAGUCCGAACUUUGGGGGCUCAUCCUGCCGUCUUUAAAAUCAUUGUUCCUACCUUGUUAGAUAAGUUGAAUUAUGCUUGCGAAACAAUAGGCCAUCAAAACAUAGCUUAUGUACACGAUAUUGCUUCUGCUAUGCUACACACUUACAAAGGUGCCUCCAAGGACUGCGAAAUUUCACUCAUUGGACAAAAGACAAUAGUGCCAACUCUCUUUUCAAAAUGUAUCCAAUCCUCUAUGGGCUCUGGCACCUGGUAUUUGGACGACUUUUUGGUCGAAGUCUUUGCUAUGAUGACAGCUAUUACAACACGACUCUCCUCGUCAAGUGAACAACAAGUAGCUGUUGAUGACAGUUACAAAUGUUUUGUACAAGGAGAUCUCAGUAAAUACGGCGCGCAUAUGAACAAAGGCACGUCCUCUGUGUCCUUUAAACCGUUUCAAGAUAUAACAGCAGUCGAUAUCACAUUAUUGUUCACUGCUAUAGUGGGAAAUUGUUGCAAAAAUGUUCACUUACCGCUCAGCGAUAUGCCCAAUUUUCUUCAAGGGCUGAUACAAACAGCCUUACAAACAACAUCAUGCGCUAAACGACUGGCACUGGUCAAAUUGGCUGCUUCUAUUAUUAACAAAUGGAUAAAUGAUGACAUCCUCAAUUGUAUUCAGAGAUGCAUUUCAGAACAUCUAUCAGCAGCACUUGCUGCCUCCACUCGGCUAGAAGAUAGAAAAACUGCCUUUCUUCUAUUGAUCUGGAUUAUCAAGUCUCUUGUCGUUAGAGCACAUAAACACGGGUUCGAGCUAUUAGAUGAUGUGAUCAAACAAUGCGGUUGCGUAGAUCUAGGCACUGAAGCGGCGGAGAGUUUUAACAUCUUGUUAAAGCAGGAUGAACUCGUUCUAAAUAAAGCCUCUCACGCGACUGUUUCUAUUUUGUUCAAACAAAGAGUCUAUAAUUAUUGCUUCAGAAAAUUAAUGAACGGCGCUGAAGCUGUUGAUAUCCGUAAACCAGAAUUGAAAAAUAAUUACCUUUUAGCCAUAGUUUACAUUUUACAAAAUAUUCCUAAUCAGUUCGCGAUCAAUGAAAGUGCAAAGUUGAUGCUACCGAUCAUUGAUGCUUUAUCAUCGCACGACAACAACCUAAUACGAGCAACAAUGAAGGUAGCACAGCAGAUUGUCCCAGAGGCACAGGAUCUGGUCGUGCAACAUUUGGGAUCGCUUAUUCAUGCGCUUCUCAGACUGACUCAGCUGGAGACUGCUGUGGAUAUUCGCAUUUCAGCCUUGCUUUGUCUUUGUGAAAUAGCAGCAAAAGGCAAACCGGCUAAUCUGUCGCCAUUUAGGCCGUCAGUUAUACAAGAAUUAGCAAUGGCACUGGAUGAUAAGAAACGUGUGGUACGGCGGAACGCUGUGGACUGUAGGGAAAGAUGGUUUGCCAUUGGCAAACAAUAAAAUUUUACUUCUAGAAGAUACAACAGAUAUCCCCAGAAAGUCGAAGAAAUUACACGCUUUGAUUUUGUGUGUGUCGUGAUAUUUCUAUUAUACAAUGAUUAUGAAGAAGCGAAAAAGUAUUCGACAAUAUUUGGUACCAGAGAGGUACACUACGCACUGUUUUGAAUCUAUUUCAGUUCCAUAAGCUUGCCAAAGUAGUCCCUAUUGAAUCGAGUGACAUACUCUAUCUCUAUUUCUUUUCUCACUCCAAUGUCAAUAAACCACAAACUCGGUAAUCACGGGCAUGUGCUUCAAUGUUACGAAAUCCUUUGUUUGCUUGCAAUAUAUUUUUAUUUUCUAAAAUCACCAUAUGGCUCGACA